This is a messenger RNA of Xyrauchen texanus (razorback sucker), 5175 nucleotides long. Its product is annotated as mitoferrin-1. Gene Ontology annotation, molecular function: ferrous iron transmembrane transporter activity. The transcript has 4 exons. The record is from RefSeq and is a predicted model, not a curated record. The coding region runs from base 99 to 1124 and encodes 341 amino acids. Gene Ontology annotation, cellular component: mitochondrial membrane. Gene Ontology annotation, biological process: iron import into the mitochondrion. Lineage: Eukaryota; Metazoa; Chordata; Actinopteri; Cypriniformes; Catostomidae.
UGCUGAUAGUAAUGUGCUCGCUCGUGUUGCUGUUUCACAUUAACGCCGCAAAUCAUCCGUGCGUUUAAAUCUUACUUUCCCAGCGCCGCCUUUCACGCAUGGAGUUGCGCACCGAAACGGCCCUGGCGAGUCUGGAGAUGUCGGAGUUGAAAAGCGACGGCGAAUCGUCGGAGGGCGACGACGAUUACGAGAGUUUGCCCGAACACGCGUCCCUAUACACGCACAUGACAGCGGGCGCAGUGGCCGGAGUUCUGGAGCACACAGUCAUGUACCCCGUGGAUUCCGUCAAGACACGUAUGCAGAGUUUACAGCCGGACCCAAAUGCUCAGUACCGCAGCGUGUAUGGUGCACUAAAGAGGAUUGUGCGGACGGAGGGCCUCCUUCGGCCCUUGAGGGGCCUCAAUAUCACUAUGCUGGGGGCCGGCCCUGCUCACGCACUCUAUUUUGCCUGCUAUGAGCGAAUCAAACGCAACCUUAGUGAUGUCAUACAGAACGGAGGCAACAGUCACAUCGCAAAUGGAGUGGCAGGAAGUGUUGCCACUGUCCUCCAUGAUGCAGUCAUGAACCCAGCAGAAGUGGUGAAGCAGAGAAUGCAGAUGUAUAACUCUCCAUACCGCAGCCUAUAUGACUGUGUACUGACUAUCAGUCGUAAGGAGGGCCUAGCCGCCUUCUACCGCAGCUACAGCACUCAACUCACCAUGAACAUCCCAUUCCAGGCCGUUCACUUCAUCACCUAUGAGUUCAUGCAGGAACAUUUCAACUCUCAGCGCCAGUACCGACCCGAAACGCACAUCCUGUCCGGAGCGGCUGCUGGAGCCGUGUCAGCUGCCGUGACGACGCCUUUAGACGUGUGUAAGACUCUGUUAAACACACAGGAGAAUGUUGCGCUUAGCUCUGCGCAUGUUAGCGGACAUCUCUCGGGUAUGGUCAAUGCGCUCAGGACAGUUUACCGCCUGGGAGGCGUGCCGGCGUUCUUUAAAGGCAUCAGAGCGCGAGUGAUUUAUCAGAUGCCAUCUACAGCCAUCGCCUGGUCAGUGUAUGAGUUUUUUAAGUACUUUCUUACUCGACAUGAACCACACAUCCAGGAACCAGGAAGGGAUGUAGAGAAGGUUGGACCCACAUGAGGGUGACUCUGUUUGGCCUGUUAGCACUGAAUCCAAAAGGCCCGGCUGAUCCAUAGAGGAGAAUGUUGAAGAUUGUGGGUAAAUCAAUGUGUAUGCCCAUUGAUCUGAAUCAAGUUGAAGAGGCUUUUGGCUCAAUGGGAAAUGUAGUAAUUUCUUAUGCAGUAUACACUCCAGCACCACACUUUUGUUGUUGUUGCAAACGCAUUAAUUUAUUGGAAGUGUUUGUUGUUGUUGCAAGAACAGGGGAUGUAUGGACACUGCACUCUAUGGAACAUAACUGCUAUUCGGAUAAUGUUAGUCAUGAUUAAACCCUCCUAAUAUAUAUAUAUGAUUGCAAAAUGAUCUAAUAUACAUCCUUGUAUAUAUUGCAUAUUAUAAUACAGUAUAUACACAUGCACUUAUAUACACAGAUCAGCCACAACAUUAAAACCAUCUGCCUAAUAUUGUGGAGGUCUCCCUCGUACCACCAAAACAGUGCCAACCUGCAUCUCAGAAUAGCAUUUUUCUCACCACAAUAGUAGAGUUUAUCUACUGUAUCUAUGUAGACUUUGUCAGUUCAAACCAGUCUAGCUAUUCUCCGUUGACCUCUCAUCAACAAGGCAUUUCUGUCCACAGAACUGCUGCUCACUGGAAGUUUUUUGUUUUUCACUUAGAUCACAAUUGUUCCCCAUUCUGAUGGUUGAUAGGAACAUUAACUUAAGCUCCUGACCUGUAUCUGCACAGUCCUAUCCUUAUGAUUUUAUACACUGCACUGUUGUCACAUGAUUGAUUGAUUGAUUAGAUAAUCGCAUGGAUGAUUGUUGGUAUCAGAUGUGCUGGUUUGAGUAUUUCUGUAACUGCUGAUCUCCUAGGAUUUUCACACAACAGUCUCUAGAAUUUACUCAGAAUGGUGCCAAAAACAAAAAACAUCCAGUAAGUGGCAGUUCUGUGGAUGGAAACACCUUGUUGAUGAGAGAGGUCAACAGAGAAUGGUCAGACUGGUUUGAACUGACAAAGUCUAUGGUAACUCAGAUAACCACUCUGUACAAUUGUGGUAAGAAGAAAUGGCAUCUCAGAAUACUAUUAUCAGAUGCGGGUUGGUACUGUUUUUGUGGCACUAGGGGGACCUACACAAUAUCAGGCAGGUGGUUUUAAUGUUGUGGCUGAUCAGUGUAUAAAUAUAUUUAAAUGGCACGCCAUCGUAAUGACAAACAAAAGGUAUGUUUAACUUCUCUCAUUUAUUUUAUUGGCCUUUCUGGGCUUUUGUGGUCAGAUGAGUCACAUCUGUUUGCCUUUAUUUAGAUGUGUAUUUUGAAAUUACUGUUUAAUUUAAGACAUUCCCGAGUUCUGUUUUCGGAAUAAACAGACCAAAUGUUUUAUUUUAAUGCCUAAUCACAGGCGAAAGAUGUCUGGGUUUUAAAGGAUUAAACCUCAAACGGUGUCCAUUUUCACAUGUUCAUUGGUCCCAAAGAUGAUUUUAAACACUAUUAAAACUAUCGAUAUUUAAAAUAGAUUUCCAAAGAUUGAAUUGGAUCACAGUUAAAUCAAAUUGCCUGAUUUAACUGCUGUAGGUAAACUAAAGCACUUGUCAAUUGUGUAUGGUUUUCUCUUAUUUAUUGAAAGUUGUGAUCAAAUAGCUGAAAUCAGCAAGUUCUUUUUUUUUUUUGUGUGUGGCAACUAUAGAUAUUUUUUGUUUUUGGACAUAAUUGUCACAUGAUAUAUUACCAAUUAAGACUAGCAUGUAUAUGACAGAUAAUUAUGAAACAUGAUCUAUGCAGUGAUUUUUGUAAAUGUGAAAAUUCUCAUAAUUUACUCGAACAUCUUUGAUGACAUGAGUUUAUGACAUUCUUCUGCUAAACACAUGCACAUUUUAGAAGAAUAUUUCAGCACUGUAGGUCCAAACAAUGCAAGUGAAUGGUGACCAGACCUUUUGCAGCUUCAAAAAGCACAUAAAGGCAGCAUAAAAGUAAUCCAUAAGACUCCAGUGUUUACAUCCAUGUCUUCAGAAGCCAUGCAAUCACUUUGGGUGAGAUACAGAUCAAUAUUUUAAUCCUUUUUUACUAUCAAUCUCCACUUUCAAAUUCUGAAAGUGAAAGUGGAGAUUUACGGUAAAAAAAAGGACUUAAAUAUUGACCCUGUUCCUUUGGACUCUUGUCUCUGGCCUUCAGUUUUUUUGUUUUUUUAGCUUGGAAAGGUUGAACACUGGAAUCUGUGAGUUCAAGGACAUAUAUGUUUGUUUGCUUUCUGAAAUAUUGGUUUACUGCUUAAUUACUAAUGCAUUUCCAGCUUUGCUAUCAGACCAAUUGUUUUUCUAUUCUCACUAGCAUCUAGGAACCAAAGAAUUGGUCUCUUUGGUCAUUCCCUCAGUCACUACCAUACAUUAUAGUUUUGUAAUAAAGUGACCUAAAGACAGCUACAUUAUUAUAUGCCAAUAUUCAUCAGUUGAAUUUGUUGAUUGGUGCGAAAGGUUCUUCGUAUGUAUGUUUACUAAGGUGUAAUUAUUUUUGUAUUUAUUUUUUUACUUUUUAGGCUGCAUAGAUGAGUUCAAAAUGACUUGUGAUUAAUACUGCUCAUACUAUUUAUAUACAGAUAUGGCAGAAAUAGUAAGACAAGUAUGGGUAGUAUGCCUAGCUUGGAUAUUGGUUAAGAUUGUGAUAAUGUUUUGACAAUUUAUUCACACACAAAAAAAGUGUAAAUGGCAUUGCAUUAGCUAACAAUAUAUCAAACCAAAUGGCAUCUGCAAACAAAUGUUAAUAGACCUUUUCUCAGAACAAGCCAUUUUUGCAAUGACGUAAUCAACUGGUGCCAAUGUGACUUGUAGUAUAUUCUGAGAUGUCCUAGCAGAGUAACCACAGUUGUAGUUCAUCACAUUAACGGUUGUGGUGGUUACCCCAUGUGACUACCCUCCCUAGCAACCGGGAGACCUGGCUGGAGUCACUCAGCACACCCUGGAUUCGAACUUGCGGCUCCAGGGGUGACGAAUGACUUUUUGUUCAAUGUUUUGCUUGAAAAUUGUCCUUAUGCUAUCUUAAACAAUUGCCAUUUGGUUUGAUAUUUUGUCAUCUAAUGUAAUGACAUUCAUGCAUAUUUAAGUGUGUCUUAAAGAAAUAGUUCACCCAAUCAUUUACGCACCCAUGCUGUCUCAAACACAUAUGACUAUCUUUCUGAGGUACACAAAUGAGGAUAUUUUGAUGGAGAUAUGAUGCAAAUAUAUCCAUUUAAAGCAAGUCAAGGGGGUCCAUCACUUCCAAGUUCCAUAAAGGUAAUCCAUAUGACUCUGAUCGAUACGCUCGGUUCUGGGUUCGAACAAACCAAAAUCUAACUUUCUUUUCACUAUAAAUCUUGCAAUCUUCAGUCUUCCUCGUGCUUGAUGCAUGCAGAGAGCGUGUGUACAACAUUUUUGGGUGAACUAUCCCUUUAAGUGUCCAAACAUUUUUCAGGGUCACUGUAUUUAAGGCCAAUACAAAGCACAUUCCCUGUUUAAGCUUUUGUUGACUGUCAGCACAAAUAUUCAUAACUAUUUGGCUUCAUGUUGUUCUAUGGUGGAAACCCCAUGGGUUUGCUAUUUAUGGGUCCAGCAUUUUUAAAUGCUUAGUAUUUGUAAUUGCUUUGCAAAACCAGGCAUUUUUAAAAUACACAUUGUAUUUUAUUCUAUUUAACAUGAUAUGUCAAUUUUACUAUGAAAAUAUUUGUUAUAGGUUAAUAUUGACAACAUUCCCUUUGGUUUUGCCUUAAAUUCAUUUGCUACUAUGUUUUGAGAAAACGGGAGCCAGAUUUACCAGUGUGUGUUCUUAAUAUUUGACACAUUACAGUAAAGCUGUGCUGCUGUUGUACUCUUAAAGAUACAGUACACUAUGAACAACUUCAAUAAUGUCAGCAGCUUUGUACACACAUUAAAGAAAGGGGAGCUUUUUGAAAGAGUGCCAUCUAGAGUACUAAAAAAUGUAAAAAAAUUUUUUAGAUAUAUAUAUAUAGCUGAGAAAAUACAAAAUCAAUGUAAACAAUAAGUUUAUUGAUGGAGAUGCUUGUACAGUUUGUAACACUGGAGCUGAAAUAAAACGCACAAUGUUUA